AGAAUUUUGUUCUAAUGCUUUGGUGUUCCUUCAUUGCCUGGCUGGAUUAUGCUCAGUAUGCAUGCAUGCAGAAUUAAAAACACACAUCCACUUUGUGGGACAUUUUGCAAACAAUACAUGCCUUUUGUAUAUUUAAAUGUUUUUGCUUCACACGAACACAGUAUACAGAUAUGGGAGCAAAUGAAUUUGAAGUGGCCAACAAGAUUGUUUGCAUUAUUAACCCAAUGAAAUUCUAGAAACAUGGGUUCUUGCACUCAUCUACAACUUGCAGCAAUUUAGAUUUGAGGUUUUAGUCUAGAUUUUGCUUUGUUUUUGGGUCUUGGAUGCUGCAGUAUAUGUCCUAUGAGCAGAUACAGAAUUUUAGACAUGAAGAGGGAGUUAAGGGUGCAUCAGCAGUUCUCUUGAUCAUUUUUUAAUUUAUUCAUAAGAAUUACAAUAGGAACUGUUUUGGGCAAACCUUUUAUAGUAAUUAUGAGCAGAGGUGAUUCUGCAGAUAAUAGAAGUGCUAGUUGUAUGGAAGAAAACAAAAUAAUUAGAAUUUGUAGCCGACCUCAAGGGUUUGCUUAGAACUGUCUGUAUUUGCAAUUAUGAGGAUCUAGGUAACUGUUUACCUUUGUUUGGGAUGCUAUGAUUAGUGACUUCUAUAUUUAUGCAGCCUCACACAGGAGCCAUUUCAGUCAAUACCACUUGUAUGGAUAAUCCAAGAAGAUACCCUUGCAAAUCGUCUUCCAUUGUAUCAGGAUAUGAACUUGCAGCAUUUGGUGUCUCAUUGGAGAAGUACCUUUAACAGGGCUAAUGUUGUUGUAUUUCCAGACUUUGCUUUGCCAAUGUUAUAUAGUGUGCUUGACACUGGAAACUUCUUUGUGAUUCCCGGAUCACCACUAGAUGUGUGGGCUGCUGAAAGCUACAGUAAAACCCAUGCUAAGCAUCAGCUAAGGGUGGACCAUGGAUUCAGCGAAGAUGAUUUGGUGAUUCUAGUUGUCGGGAGUUCUUUCUUCUAUGAUGAGCUAUCAUGGGACUACACCGUGGCACUGCAUACCCUAGGACCUGUACUAGCUGAAUAUGCAAGGAGCAAAGAUGCUGAAGGAUCGUUUAAAUUUGUUUUCUUAUGUGGUAAUUCCACUGAUAAUGAUGCUUUCCAG
Molecule: messenger RNA, 1142 nt
Organism: Populus euphratica (Euphrates poplar)
Lineage: Eukaryota; Viridiplantae; Streptophyta; Magnoliopsida; Malpighiales; Salicaceae
Exons: 2
Source: RefSeq, a predicted model, not a curated record